Physcomitrium patens is the source of this 2270-nucleotide messenger RNA. RefSeq names its product signal peptide peptidase 1. Lineage: Eukaryota; Viridiplantae; Streptophyta; Bryopsida; Funariales; Funariaceae. Gene Ontology annotation, cellular component: membrane; lumenal side of endoplasmic reticulum membrane; cytoplasmic side of endoplasmic reticulum membrane. Gene Ontology annotation, biological process: membrane protein proteolysis. Gene Ontology annotation, molecular function: aspartic endopeptidase activity, intramembrane cleaving. The record is from RefSeq and is a predicted model, not a curated record.
GAUUGGAUGGCACAGGAUCGCCGAUCCCACCACUUCUCCCAUUCCCACGUCUACGGUCUCGUCGCACUUGGAUCAUGUCGCUCGGAUCUGUGGACACUGCGCAUACAGCGUCCAUGCUCACGUCGUCGGCGAGAUAUUUCGCGAAUUGCAUCGCAGGAUUGCGUUUCCAGCUUUCCGGGCUACGUUGUUGGAGAUGCGGACGUUUCGAUUGUUGGGAGCCGGCUCAUCCCAAGGCUUGAGCCUUGUGAUUGCCUGGAAGCUCGUGGAGGCUUGAAUCUGCUUGGAAUUGGAUUCAUGGGUUUGUGAGGGUGAGUGUUGUGUUGUUUUUGGGGGUGGUGCAGCUGGGGCGUGCUCCCUUGGAAGAAUUGUUGUGCAGGGAUGAGGACCUUUGCGUGUAGCCCCGUGGCUCUGCAGCAAGGUAGUUGUGUCUCCAAUCAGCCACAAUGGAUCUCGUCUCUUCAGCUCAGGAACUUAAAACCCAGCAGCAUUGGCCGAUUCCGUGGUUCUCCGUCGCAGAGGAUUUGUUCCUCAUGUGGGCCUCAUUUAUGCCGUAAGAGUGUCAGCCUAACUCAAGUCGGAUGCAAAAUUGACGGAAGCGAUUCUCCGUCUGUGACUACCUUUAGCAAUCUUAGGUUGACAGAACGCAGGUCUCAAUUGCAAAGCCAAGCCGGGCGUCAGCCAGCGUCGAACGACGAAAACGACGUUGUCGCAGAGAUUGUUGAGAAAGAAUUGGACACUGAUGUGGUCAGUGAUGAGUGGCAGUGGACCAAAACUAACCAGGAGCUGAUAGCAUACACACUUCUACUUGUAGCUGUGCCAAUAGGGACAAUCCUGCCCCUCUCUCAUCUUCAGUGGUCGGGAGCAUUUUACUUUCUUUUCCUUGCGGUGUGGACUGUGUAUGUCGGCAGUCAUCGCAGUCUAGGGAAAAAGCCACCACAGAAUGUCAGUUUCAAGCAAGGACUUGCAGCUCCUCUGUUUUGUUCAGUAUCUCUCUUCGGAUUCUACUCUUUGCUGCGCUUCUUUCCUAACCUCGACAUCCGCUCGUUCAUCUCUGCUUAUUUGGGUGUAGCUGGGAUUGCAGCUGUUGCAAGUAAUCUCGCACCACCACUACGUGCCAUUUUACCAAAUCCUAACAACACAUCGUGGCAUAUUGAUUUUCCAAAGUGGUUAGUUGUGGACGAGGGUGAAGCUGUUCAUGUGACUCUUACUCCAGCUGAUCUGGUGGCAACUGUUGUGGGGAUUGGGGCGGCUAUAGCAAGCAAACAGUCUGGGGCUCCGUUUACUUUGAACAACUUCAUAGCUGUUUGCAUUGUAACUGAACUUCUACAGUUGCUUUCUCUUGGCAGUUUUGUAACAGCGGCAACCAUGCUCUCUGGUCUACUUCUGUAUGAUGUUUUCUGGGUCUUUGGCUCCUCGAAUGUGUUCGGAGAUAACGUCAUGGUGACUGUAGCAACAUCUCCAGCCUUUGACGGGCCAAUGAAGCUGAUAUUCCCCAACGCCACAGCAAAUACUGGAAAUCCUUAUUCUAUCUUGGGACUGGGCGACAUUGCUGCACCUGGACUUCUAAUUGCUUUGAUGUUGCGGUUCGAUCGCUCUCGAUCUAAGAGGCUCCCUGGAGCAGUUGCUGAAGCCAACACCCAGCAAGAACCGGCUGACAAAACUUAUUUCAUAACAUGCAUUGCAUCGUACAUUUUUGGGCUGACUGCUACAGUUGUGGCAAACACGGUGUCUGGUGCUGCACAACCAGCUCUGCUCUACCUGGUUCCGUCUCUUCUCUUUGGUGUGUUCAUAGUGGCAGCCUCAAGGUCAGAAUCUUCCCUUUUGCUCGACUACAAGGAAGAGUUUCUACCAGUUGCUGUCAAAGGCGACGGCACAUUAGAGUGAAGAAUUUAUGCCAGUUAUUCAACCAGCAAACUCGACCUCCUUUCCUUGAGAUAGGGCAAGUACCCCGCAACGCCUGCUUAGUGCUCAAUGAUUUUCAAAGUGUGUUUAUUGAAUGCCCUUUCUUUCGAGUGCCACAGCAUUCGCUUUAUUGGCAAUGAGGGUGCCGAGAUAUAUUCAUCCUCUUUGGUGAUUUGACCGAGGUGGGUUGAAUAUUUUUGCAUUGUGAGUUAAAACAUCGUGAUUGCAACGUUACGUGAAGAACGACGUUCUCACCUCAGAGCCUCUGUUUCUGCAAUGUCGUAAAAGUGAAUUCAGUUCAAAAACAAUGCUUACAGUCCAUUUGUAAUCUAUGUAGAAGUUUAAUAACGUCAGUUUUUCCUUGAAAU